Molecule: messenger RNA, 876 nt
Organism: Tuber aestivum (summer truffle)
Lineage: Eukaryota; Fungi; Ascomycota; Pezizomycetes; Pezizales; Tuberaceae
Source: the annotation of a GenBank genome assembly
UAUUGCACAAAAGUUUCCAGAUCACGAGCAUCGAGCCGGCCCCACCGGAAAGCUCAAACAAGCCUCCAGCCCCCCAAAGUCUUGGCAAUCAGGUACUGUACUCGAGUACGUACUAUACCGGUUACGGUGCUGCCGCUCCCUCCUGAGUCCAAUCCGACACACGUAUACGAGUAUCAUACUGCACGCCAUACUACGGCUCCCUCUCACCACCCCUAAACCACCACCACCACCACCACCACCACCACCUUUAACUUACCCCCACAACAGAGACGCAAUGAUCUCCGAUACCCAACUGAACUCCAUCGCAAUCUUUCUGGGCACACUCAUGAUGGGCCUGAUAGUGCUAUACCACUUCCUGGCCGUGAACGCCAGCGACAACUCCAGCGACUCUGCCGAGAAGGUCGGCAAGGGGGCUAAGGCUGUACAUGCUGGACAUGGUGGACGGGCGGGGGCUGUGGGGACGAAAUGAAGCGAAUAGAAGAGGUAAGUUUGGAUUGCUUGGUUGGUUGGUUGGGGGGGGGGGGGCGAUAGAGCUGAUGGUUGUCGAUGCAGUGUGCGUGCUAGGAAGGGAAGUGGACGGCGUUCAUGGCUUUCACCCACUUUCGCGAUGGGGAAAUGGAGGGGGAGAGGGAGGGAAAGUGGACUUGCUGGACUUCUGUGCUCUACGGGAUUGUGGGGAGGAGGUUUUCUAUCAAACCCGUUGGGGGUUCUCUUCUUUUUCCUUGUGGGUGAUUUUUGCGGCGAGGGUUUUGGACACCUUUGUCAUUUCCGGGUAUGAUACGAUAGCAACACAAACACAAAAGCUUGUUCUCUCUCUCUCUCUCUCUCUCUACCUCGGGAACAAAGAAUAGAGUCUGAUAUGAUACCGAAAUUUUA